UUCUCUAAUUCAAGUCAAGUUAGUGCCGCUUAUGCCCCCUAGAUGGCGCUGCUACGCUCGCGGAAAUCGUCUGCAGUUUCUCGCCGACCUGAUCUUCGAGAUUCCUGCCUCGGAAUCGAUGUUUCUUUCUGAAUUUUCGUAUUUUUGAAGUUUCCAAAAUGAAAUCUCUACUAAUAUGUAUCGGCGUUUUUUCUCUGAUGCAAAGUACCGCGGCUGAUCACGAGGUAUCUGCAUCACAGUUUUUAAAAGGAAAAACUCACACAAACAACUGGGCUGUUUUGGUUGAUACCUCUCGCUUCUGGUUCAACUACCGACACGUGGCAAAUGUGCUGUCAAUGUAUCGCUCUGUCAAAAGACUUGGGAUCCCAGAUAGUCAAAUCAUCCUGAUGGUUGCAGAUGACAUGGCAUGUAAUCCUCGCAACCCAAGACCUGCAACUGUGUUCAAUAAUGCACAACAGCAUAUUAAUGUUUAUGGAGAGGAUGUUGAAGUUGACUACAGAGGAUAUGAGGUCACUGUUGAAAAUUUUGUUCGGCUUCUUACUGGCCGUCUAGCUCCCAGCACUCCAAGAUCAAAACGCCUCUUGACUGACGAUGGAUCGAAUAUCCUUAUAUACAUGACUGGCCAUGGCGGAGAUGGUUUCUUGAAGUUCCAGGAUUCCGAAGAAAUUACAAAUGUUGAAUUAGCUGAUGCUUUUGAGCAGAUGUGGCAGAAGAAACGGUACAAUGAAAUCUUAUUUAUUAUUGAUACCUGCCAAGCUGCCUCUAUGUAUGAACAUUUCUAUUCUCCAAACAUUUUGGCCAUUGCAUCAAGUCUUGUUGGUGAAGACUCACUCUCGCAUCAUGUAGACCCAGCUAUUGGAGUCUACAUAAUAGACCGUUUCACAUACUAUGCUCUUGAAUUCCUUGAGAGAGUGACUCCUGACAGCAAGAAGACAUUGGCUCAGUUUCUGCAAGUGUGCCCAAAGCAAGUCUGCAUCUCUACAGUUGGUGUUCGGAGAGAUCUGUACAAGAGGGAUCCAAAUAAUGUCCUAAUAACAGAGUUCUUUGGGUCAGUUCGAAACGUAGAACUUACAAAUCAGCUUCUGGAUCUUCCCCUGUGUGAAAGGGCUGAUCAGCUUCAGAUAAAUGACUCCAUAGACAGUGAACCAAGAGAUGAAAAUGUCAAGGCUCCAAAGAAAUUAGUUUUUGCUAAUCAGCUGCCUCUUCAUCGAGCAUCAUAGAUAACCAGUUUGAGUCUGCGUUAAUAGUCUGCAUGCUGCAAAUGCUGGUUUUUGUGGUUAGCAGUUUUUUUGUUAUUAAUUUCCUAAAAUUGAAAACUAAAAUAAACUUGCAAAGAAUUUUUGGUGUAAUGAUAAUGAAAAGAGGAGAACUUGAGGUUCGUAUUGUCAUUUUGAUCAUCUUGUUUUACAUUGAUUUUUGACAGCCUUGUAACUAUGAAGUUGCUUAGUAUGAUGUGCUUAAAUUCAGAAAAAUAAUAUAAAUACAAGGGACACAUAUUAUGAAACAUAUAGUUGGUACAAAUAUCCUUACCUAUAAGUGCAAAUGAGUAAAAAAAAGAAAAAAAAAUGCUUUUCAUUUCAGACAUAAUAUUUGAUAUUUUUGACAUGUGAGGUAUAUUGUUUUAUUCAGAAAAUCAUACUAUAUGGCUUCUAGGGCUUAUUACUUAAAUUCUUUGGAAAUACUAGAUAUGAUAAUAAGGUAAAGAAAUGCUUGUAUUAGCAUUAUGAAUUUUUCUUGAUAAUGCUCAGCUGUGAUCAUAAACUUUUCAAAAACAUAUAAGGAAUGUGUGUUGUGUAUGAGUACAUUGAGAGUUCAUACUUUAUAAGGUUCCUUUUUUACUUUCUAUGUAUGAAUGUGAAUUGCUGCUGAAAACCAAACAUUUAGAAGACACUUCUUCCUGUUUUUAAUAGUGAUGAGUUUGAUCUCAAUUUAUUUAGGAGACUACUUUCUUUUCUCAGUACACAUUUUUGGCACUGGAAGGAUUAUUUCAGUAAAAUGAUUUACUUAUCUUCCAUAUUAGCAGGCAUUACCAUUCAUUUUUAAAACUGGGGUAAUAGAAGCCAUAGACUGUAACCACAAGGCUUUCCCCAGAAUACUAUGUUUUAUCAUAGAACAAAUGUCUUUUCUGCACAUAUUUCUCUAUAACUUUGUUUCCAAUGUCUAGUUUCCUUAGAAAUAUAAAUCCAAUACCUUCAUUCAGGGAUAUACCGUUUUUUACUCCCUUGACUGGAGAAUAAAAUAUUCUGGUCAUGUUUUUUCUUAUUCAACUUUCUUUGGAAUGGACAUUGAUUAUAAGGUUUACAUGUAAAGUACUAUUCUUUAUGCUUUAAAAAAUGAAUAUAUAGUACUUUGUGGUGUUACUAUGCUGAAUCACUUCAGCAUAAAGCAUAGUAAAAUAAAGUUAAUGAUUGUAUUGGGAUGUAUUUCUCAUUUUUCAUUUUUGUACACAUUUAUAAACAAUUUUAUAUUUCUUAUGAAAUUAUAAUGAUAGUAAAACUAAGGAAGAAAUCAUGCUGUAGAUAAUUUUGUCUAAUUUGAAGAUAAUCUUAUUUUGUGAAUAUGUUUAUUCUGUAUAUAUAAACCCCAGGUUUGUGUUGGGAAGAUGUACAUGUACUUCUAUCACUUGUGAUUAAAAUAAAAGACGUGUAAAGCUAAUACCAUAAUUAUCAUUUACCCAAAAUUGUUUGCUUUUUUUAUAAAAAAUUAUUCCAUGAUAUUUUGUCUGUCUGUCUCUCCCUCCAGACAGAUACAUGCUUAAAGGUGUGACCCUUUACAGGAGAGCGUUCUAGCAAAGAAUAGUAAGCUUUAAUUGCUAUGUGGUUCUCUAAGAAGGAAAAUUACAUGAAAUUAUAGCUAGAAUGUUAAAAUUUUAAAAAUGUCUAAAAUGGAAAUUUCCACUUCUCAUUUUUGCUCUUAGUUGGUUUCUGAAUUUCUUAUAUCAAUUACCUAGAGGUAUUUUUUGGUCUUACAGUCUUACAGAAAUGGUACCACAACACCCCUCACCCCAAAUAUGAUUAUUCAGAUAAUAAUUCAUGUUAAUAUUGGAGAAAAAAACUUGUUCAUGGAAAUUUUCAGUUAAAGAAUGUGGAUAUGUACUGAAAUAAAUAAGAACACAUGCAAGCAUUUCAUCUUUAUUUUAUAAUCACUGAAAGAAAAUUUCAGUAAUAAAUUAAACUAUACAACCAAGUAACAUGAAAUAUUUCAAAAUUAAGUUUUCAUAAGAAUGGAGAAUGAGAUUCAACUGGAACAAAAUGAAAGCAAUUGGAUACAGAAUGAGUUAAGAGCAAAGAAUAUUACACCUUUUAUAUAUAUAUAUAUAAAAUAUAAAUAUUUUAACCAUUCAUUGCACAAACUUUUCAUUCUCCUCAUCUUCUAUGUACAGAGAGUAAAGGAAACAACACACUCCCAGCUGUCCACACAAAUCAUGAGGCAAGACGAAGAAGGAUAAGUAGUCAUGGGCUGACUCCAUGUCUUCUCUUCUUCCCUCAUUCUUUAUACAUAACACUCCUCAUAUUCAGACCAUUUGUAUGUGAUAUACUUUGUAGAAUGUCAUACAUUCCUUUUUGAUCUUUACCUUGAAGUUCUCCUCAAGAUAUUUUCUUGGGAGAGAGUCCUGCCUCAUUUCAGCUUCCCCAAACCUUGCUAUGGAUUCAUUCAUAAAAUUACACAUAGCAAGGUACACAGUUCGUUGAGCAACAGCAUGUUACAUGGGGAAGUAUAGUGCAAUUACUGGGUAAACUUCAAAAAAAAAGUAUUGGAGGUAAAACAGAAUGAAUAUCCAGAGUGAAAAUUAACAAGUUUCUCUAAAAAUAUAUUCAAUAUACAUAAAUAUAUCUGUUGACGGAAACUUCUUGUAUCAAUAAUAAAUAUUUUUCUAAAGAAAAACCAAAUGUGUAAGUACUUCGUAACCAGCAGUACUUUUCUUAUAAUUCCAUCUUUAAUGUUAAGAACUAUCACAGCUUCCAAUGAAAUGUAAGAUAAAAUAGCAUUUGUGAAUUGCUUGGGCAGAUGUUCCCCAUUUACAUGAUAAAUAUAAUGUUCUCAAAAUACUUGAUAACCUUUUCAGAGUAUAAUGAUACAAGGAAGACAAAUGCCUCAUAAAGUUUGAAGUAAAAAAUGCCAGGGCCAGGUUUAACUGUGAUAUGUCAAUGCAAAUGAUAAUGUAAAAGAGAAAUAAAAAAUCCUAUUUUUGUUGUUGAAGCCCCAAAAUCUUUAUGAUGACUUUAUAUGCUAUUUAUACUGAAUUUCUCUAUUAAAAUCCUUAAAUAUCCAUGCUGUAAUAAAAAUCCAGGACAAAAAUUGCAAAAGUACUUCCUGUAUCGUAAAAACCCAAGGGUAUUUUUCAUUCCCUUUGUUGUCAUGGUAUUAUCUAUUAUAUAUACAUACAUACAUACAUAUAUAAAUAUAUAUAUAUAUAUAUAUAUAUAUAUAUAUAUAUAUAUAUAUAUAUAUUUACAUUUAUAAAUAUGCCUGAGCACAUAACAAUUUAUAUUCAUUUUAAAAGAUUCAGUUGAACUUUAUGUGUUGAUAAAUAAGCACAUCAUAUUUACAGAAAUUUUCCCAAUAUUACUUAUUAAAAAUCAGUCUGAUGUGCUAUUCACUUAGCUUCAAGAAUUUUUAGUAACUACACCUUGAAUGAAUAACAUCUGCCUAACUUGUAAGUGCCUAAAUAUUACAUCCAAACUUGCCUAUGGCCACACUGACAAAGCCACGAAAUGUUUUAACAUUUUGUAAUUUCUGGCCCUUGCACUAAUUCUUUACUGUUUAAUCAAUAAAAUAAGAGUAAUUAUGUAAAAUCAUUAAACAGAAUUAAAACAAGAAGCAUCAUUAUACCACAAGUACACCAAUAAGAAAAAAAAGAAAGGAAAAAAGAAAGAAAGAAAGAAAAAGGUUUCGUAUGACAGAAAUCCCAAUUAUCUUAGGACUCUACUAUUGUAUAUCACCUCAUGAGUUCACAGAAAAAGCAUUAAUGCUGCCAGGGAACAACUGAUCAAUUUGUUUCUUUUUUCUUUUCUUUCUUUUUUCAGAAAAUUCUACCUCAGUGGUGGUUGUGGAACUUGUCUUUCCUACGCAAUCAAAAUUUACACAAACAUGAGAUGGAGAUCAACAUAUCAUAAUCACCAAACUCUUAAAAUAGAAUUUUGAGUUAAAUAAACUAUCUAUAUAUAAUAUAUGCAUUUAUAUAAUAUCGAUUUUUUUAGUGUGAAAUGAUAAUCCUGAUAUAUACUAAAAAUAAAAAUAUACAUAUUCAUGUUUAUACACACACACACACACACACACACACACACACACACACACACACACACACACACACACACACACACACA
This is a messenger RNA of Penaeus chinensis, 5327 nucleotides long. Its product is annotated as putative GPI-anchor transamidase. The record is from RefSeq and is a predicted model, not a curated record. The coding region runs from base 159 to 1220 and encodes 353 amino acids. Gene Ontology annotation, cellular component: GPI-anchor transamidase complex. Lineage: Eukaryota; Metazoa; Arthropoda; Malacostraca; Decapoda; Penaeidae. Gene Ontology annotation, biological process: proteolysis; protein localization to cell surface; attachment of GPI anchor to protein. Gene Ontology annotation, molecular function: GPI-anchor transamidase activity. The transcript is spliced from 8 exons.